Diprion similis is the source of this 947-nucleotide messenger RNA. Its product is annotated as farnesol dehydrogenase-like. NCBI's taxonomy places the organism in Eukaryota, Metazoa, Arthropoda, Insecta, Hymenoptera, Diprionidae. The transcript is spliced from 5 exons. The record is from RefSeq and is a predicted model, not a curated record. The coding region runs from base 16 to 849 and encodes 277 amino acids.
AGUAGAUCACGAUGCAUGAUACAGCAAACACUCCUCAGUAUAUCAUAUAUAGAGACGUAUACGCGCAUCGACGACGGUAGAUCAACUCACUUUGAAAACAUGGAUCGUUGGGUCGGUAAGGCGGCAAUCGUGACCGGUGCCAGUGCGGGAAUCGGUGAGAAAAUAGCCGAAGCUCUGGUCAAGGAGGGUUUGUUGGUCAUCGGACUUGGCAGGCGAUUGGAGAACUUGGAAGCAUUGGAAAAACGGCUCCAGGGAGCCAAGGGAAAGUUUUAUCCAAGGCAGUGCGACAUUACCAACACGGAAGAAUUUCAGCGCGUUUUUGAAUGGGUUGAUACUAAAUUUGAAGGGAUCCACGUCCUCGUUAACAACGCUGGUCUUUGGACUCCCAAGCGAUUCAUUGAUGACGAUAUUGAAGGAUUUCGGAAGAUGCUUGACCUCAACGUCCUGGCGUCUGCCGUAGGUGUGAAAGAAGCCGUCGCUUCAAUGCGAAGACGAAACAUAGCGGGUCACAUCAUCAACAUCAACAGCGUCACCGGACAUUGGCUCUCCUUCGAGAACCCUUGCAGUCUGUAUUCAACCACUAAACACGCUAUUACUACCAUGACGGAAACAGUGAGACGGGAUCUCGUGGCUGUUGGUAGCAGGAUUAAAAUUACGAGCCUCAGUCCUGGGGUAGUCAAGACGGACAUCGUUCGGGCAGCAGGUGUCCCAAACCCCGAAGAUGUCUUCAGCAAAUUUCCAUGUCUUGAGCCGGAAAAUAUAGCUGCGGGAGUUAUCUACGUAUUGGGUACCCCGGAACAUGUUCAGAUUACGGAAUUGACGAUUCGCCCGGUCGGCGAAAUGUUGUAAGACAUGGAAUGAUGGAGUCAACUGUAAGGAUGUGUACCCUGAAUUUCAGAUUCAUCACGAAUGGAGCGAAAUUUUAAAGAACUACAUAAUUUUUGUCA